AUGGCGCAGCAGCAGCCAUUGACCUCGGCGACGCAGCCGACGGACGUCUACGGCGGAGAUGAGGUCUCCGCUCUUGUGCUCGACCCCGGCUACUGCCACACCCGCGCCGGCUUUGCGGGCGAGGACGUCCCCAAGAUCGUGGUGCCGUCCUUUUACGCCCACUUCCCGGCGACCGAGGGCGCCAGCGCCAAGCCCGCCCGCGACCUGUUUGGCGACGAGAGCCUGUUUCCGCGCGAGGGCCUCGAGGUCCGCAACUACAUGAACCGCGACAGCGUCGUGGAGGACUGGGACGCCGGCGUCAAGCUGUGGGAGCACGUUCUGGUGGGCCGCCUGCAGCCGGUGCGGCCGACGGAGCCGCGGCCCAGCAAGAAGGAGGCCAGUGGCGGCGAGGGCGUCGAGGGCAACGAGGGUGACGACGACGCCAUGGACCUGGACGCCGACACGGAUGCCGUCGAUGCCCAGGAGAAGCCGCUGGCCGAGAACCCGCUGCUGAUGACCGAGGCGCCGUGGAACAACGCCAAGGCCCGCGAGCGCGCGAUUGAGAUUGCCAUGGAGAACUGGGGCACGCCGGCCUUUUGGCUGAGCCGCACGCCCGUGCUGGCCGCCUUUGCCGCCGGCAAGGCCUCGGCCCUCGUCAUCGACGUCGGCGGCGCCGGCACCAACGUGACGGCCGUCCACGACGGCGUCGUCCUGCGCCGCUCGGUGCAGCGCUCUGCCGCCGGCGGCCUGUACCUGUCGGGCCAGAUCCGCGAGAUGUGGAAGGCCCAGGCCGAGCCGGCCAUCCACGUCGUGCCCACGUUCAUGGUCGAGAACAAGACGCCCGUCGACGCCGGCGCGCCCGCCCAGGCCCGCCUGCGCACCUUUCCCUUUGCGGUGCAGCCGUCGUUCCGCGCCUACGAGGAGGAGCGGCUGCUGACCGAGUUCAAGGAGUCGGUCGUGGAGGUCUGGCGCGGCCCGGGCCGCUUCUCGACUCCCGGCACCGAGGACUUUGUCAAGGCGCAGCCCGGCCGCGUCUUUGAGAUGCCCGACGGCUACAACCAGAUGUGGCGCGAGCAGCGGUACCGCGCCGCCGAGGGCAUGUGGGACGACACCGCCGCGUUCCCCUCGACGCUGGCGGCAGCGGCGGCUGCCACGGCGGCGUCGGCGUCCGGCACCGAGGAUGCCGCCGCGUCGGCCGCCGCCGCCGCGACGCUCGCCACGUCCUCGUCGCUGCUCGCGGCGUCGACGCCCACGCUCGCCAAGAACCAGACGAUCCCCGAGCUCGUGCGCGCGGCCGUCAACAGCGUCGACGUCGACCUGCGGCCCCUGCUGCUCGGCAACGUCGUCGUCACCGGCAGCACGAGCCUGCUGAACGGCUUCAACGACCGUCUCAACAACGAGCUGACGGCCAUGUGGCCCGGCGUCAAGAUCAAGAUCCACGCCGCUGGUCUGACGAGCGAGCGCCGUUUCGGCGCCUGGAUCGGCGGCAGCAUCCUGGCCAGCCUGGGCACCUUCCACCAGAUGUGGAUUUCGCGCGCCGAGUACGACGAGAACGGUGCGGGCAUUGUCGACAAGCGGUGCAAGUAA
Molecule: messenger RNA, 1566 nt
Organism: Sporothrix brasiliensis 5110
Lineage: Eukaryota; Fungi; Ascomycota; Sordariomycetes; Ophiostomatales; Ophiostomataceae
Exons: 2
Coding region: 1-1566 (521 amino acids)
Biological process (GO): regulation of transcription by RNA polymerase II
Cellular component (GO): SWI/SNF complex; NuA4 histone acetyltransferase complex
Molecular function (GO): chromatin binding
Source: RefSeq, a predicted model, not a curated record